AACUUGUGCGGGACAAACUCACUACCUGUCAUAUUCUCAACACGUCUGUCUGUUUUUCUGCACUUGUAGUAAAUAUGCCUCUUGAAUUUGAGUUGUGUCCCGGUCGAAAGAUCGGCGGGAACCACCCGUGUUUCAUUAUUGCAGAAAUCGGACAGAAUCAUCAGGGAGACAUUGAAAUUGCCAAGGAAAUGAUCAAGAUGACAAAGGACUGCGGGGCGGACUGCGCGAAGUUUCAGAAGAGCGAGCUGGAAUAUAAAUUCAAUAAGAAAGCUCUGGAGAGGCCGUACACCUCCAAACAGUCGUGGGGAAAAACUUACGGAGAGCACAAGCGCCAUCUAGAGUUCAGCCAUGAGCAGUACAAAGAGCUGCAGCAGUACGCCAAAGAAGUGGGCAUCUUCUUUACUGCGUCAGGAAUGGAUGAGAUGGCUGUAGAAUUCCUACAUGAACUCAAUGUGCCUUUCUUCAAAGUUGGAUCAGGAGACACUAACAACUUUCCCUACCUCAAGAAAACUGCCCAAAAAGGACGUCCCAUGGUGGUGUCCAGCGGCAUGCAGUCCAUGGAGACGAUGCGCCGCGUUUACGCGACUGUAAAGGAGCACAACCAAAACUUUUGCAUCCUGCAGUGCACGAGUGCAUACCCACUGGAACCUGAGGACGUUAACCUGCGCGUCAUCACGGAAUACCAAAAGGAAUUCCCAGACAUUCCCAUUGGGUAUUCAGGCCAUGAGAGCGGGAUCAGCAUCACUUUAGGGGCAGUUGCACUUGGGGCGAAGGUUGUGGAGCGGCACGUAACCCUGGACAAGACCUGGAAGGGCAGCGAUCACUCAGCAUCCCUGGUGCCCAAGGAACUGAAGGAGUUGGUGCAAUCUAUCCGCACGGUCGAGAGAGCUUUGGGCACCGGGACAAAACUCAUGCUGCCCUGCGAGGAGCCGUGCCAUGAUAAGCUGGGGAAGUCUGUUGUCGCAAAGACGGCCAUCCCAAAAGGUACAGAACUAACACUUGACAUGCUGACCGUGAAAGUAGCAGAACCAAUGGGUGUAGCUCCACAAGAGAUCUUCCAGCUGGUGGGGAAGAAAGUGACGAUAGACAUCGAGGAAGAUGAGAGCGUCACCGUGGAAGCGGUCGACAACUAUGGCAAGAAAGUAAAAGCCUAGGGAAUGCUAAAUGUCUCUUCAUUGCAGUCAGACUGGAAAGCAGUCCACACACAUUUGCGCAUUUCUGCCAAAUAUGCAUUAUGGUAGAACUGCUGUUAAAAAGGCACUGAAUUUUUGUCUGUCUGGCAGAAAAACACACCUUCAACAAUACAAUAAUGCAUUUUAUUCUUUUACACCUGUUCCUGAUGUUGUAUGGGUCGUCAUUUGCCAAAUACUGUUGAAUAAAUAAUGGGAAACGAAUCUCUGAUUUCUUUGUCUACUGU
Messenger RNA from Triplophysa rosa, 1417 nucleotides. It is a transcript of the gene nansa, whose product is annotated as N-acetylneuraminic acid synthase a. Gene Ontology annotation, molecular function: N-acylneuraminate-9-phosphate synthase activity. NCBI's taxonomy places the organism in Eukaryota, Metazoa, Chordata, Actinopteri, Cypriniformes, Nemacheilidae. The transcript has 6 exons. Bases 75 to 1154 code for a protein of 359 amino acids. The record is from RefSeq and is a predicted model, not a curated record. Gene Ontology annotation, biological process: carbohydrate biosynthetic process.